GAAUCUCAUCGUGAAGUGACAGGAGCUUUCGAAGAUACAAUAAACAAUUGAUAAUUCUCUUUUUAAUCACUCAAUAUGGCCGAAUGUGCGCGAGAGGCCGAGUUACAAUGACAGGAACAGAAACAGAAACAGAAACGAAAGUGAAACCCUCUGAAUCAAAUGACUUUCUGUUUUGACAGAGCAACCAAACGCAAAACUCCGUUGAAAGAAAAUGGCUCAGGCUGAUAUUGACGAGGGAUUAUAUUCUCGACAGCUGUAUGUGAUUGACCAUGAUGCAAUGCGUCGCAUGGGAAAGGCUGAUGUCCUUAUUGCUGGAAUGCGAGGUCUUGGCGUGGAAAUUGCCAAGAAUGUGAUUCUGGCUGGAGUUCGAUCAGUCACCGUUCAGGAUGAGGGUGUGGUGGAGUGGAGAGAUCUAUCUUCUCAGUUUUACCUGAAAGAAGCUGAUCUGGGUCAGAACAGGGCCUUGUGUUCUGAGAAGCAGCUCUCUAGUCUGAACGUCUAUGUUCGAGUGUCUGCCUGGACUAACAAACUCAACGAGGACUUCCUCAGCAAGUUCCAGGUGGUGGUGCUCACAAAUUCACCUUUAGAAGAGCAGCUGCGUGUGGGAAAGUUUUGUCACUCAAACAAUAUAAAGUUUAUUGUGGCUGACACCAGAGGACUUUGUGGGCAGUUGUUCUGCGACUUUGGCGAAUCGUUUGAGGUCCAGGACACAAAUGGAGAAACUCCAGUCUCAGCCAUGAUAGCUCAUAUCAGCAAGGAGAAUCCAGGCGUAGUGACAUGCACAGAUGAAGAGAGUCAUGAGUUCACAGAUGGCAUGUUUGUGACUUUUUCUGAGGUUCAAGGCAUGACCGAACUCAACAGUCAUGGUCCCGUUGAGAUCAAAGUGCGGGACAACUACUCCUUCACUAUUUGUGACACUUCAAACUUUUCCGAGUAUGUGAAGGGUGGAGUGGCAACUGAAGUGAAACAGCCUGAAAUCCUCCACUUUAAACCUCUGAAUGUGGCUCUGGAUGAAGCGCUCACAAAUCCUGAGCUUGUGGAGAUGACAGACUAUGGCAAGACACAAAGACACCUGUCUCUGCACCUGGCCUUCCAGGCCCUGCAUAGAUUUACUCAGAAAUACAGCCGGACACCCCAACCUAGAUCCCAGGCUGAUGCUGAAGUGCUGGUUACUAUCACAAAAGAGCUUUGCACAGAAGCAAAGUUUGAUGAGCUUGAUGAAGACGCUGUAAGAAAUUUAUCUCUGGUUGCCAGCGGUGACCUAGCACCUGUCAAUGCCUUCAUUGGAGGGCUGGCUGCUCAGGAGGUGGUGAAGGCGUGCAGUGGUAAAUUCACUCCUCUCAGGCAGUGGCUGUAUUUCGAUGCUCUGGAAUGCCUGCCUAUAGAGGAGGAUGGAGUUGUCCUUACUGAAGACGCCUGUGCUCCUAGAGACAGCCGAUAUGAUGGGCAGAUUGCUGUGUUUGGCUCUGCUUUUCAAGACAAGCUGAAGAAACAGAACUAUUUUCUGGUUGGAGCUGGAGCAAUUGGUUGUGAGCUGCUGAAGAACUUUGCUCUCAUUGGUCUGGGUGCGGGAGAGGGUGGAAAAAUUACUGUAACUGACAUGGACUCCAUUGAGCGAUCGAAUCUGAAUCGACAGUUUCUGUUCCGCUCUCAGGACAUCGGGAGGCUGAAGUCAGAGGUGGCGGCGGAGUCUGUUAAAGAGAUGAACCCUUACAUGAACAUCAUCUCUCACCAGAACCGAGUGUGUGCAGAGACGGAGGAGGUCUACACACAUUCGUUCUAUAGUCACCUUGAUGGCGUAGCAGCUGCGCUAGAUAAUGUGGAUGCACGAGUCUAUCUCGACCAGUGCUGUGUGCGAAACAAAAAGCCCAUGCUGGAGGGAGGAACUCUGGGUAGUAAAGGCCACACUUUGGUGGUAGUACCACAUCUGACUGAAUCGUAUGGACCCUCCACAUCUGGAGGACAGAAAGCCAUUCCCAUCUGCACGCUCAAGAACUUCCCUCACCGUAUAGAGCACACGCUGCAGUGGGCCAGAGACCAGUUUGAAGGACUAUUCAAGCAAACGGCAGAGAAUGUGAACCUCUUUCUCAGUGACCCAACCUAUGUAGAUCGCACAGUCGCCCGUGGAGAUGUGGAGGCUGUGGAAAUGUUGGAGGGCGUCUAUAGGAGUCUGAGCGAGGAAUGGCCUCAGAACUGGACUGACUGUGUCAGCUGGGCCCGCAAACAGUGGGAAACGCUUUACAGCAAUCACAUUAGACAACUACUGCACUGCUUUCCCCCUGGCCAGGUAACAAGCUCUGGACUUCCGUUCUGGAUGGGCGCAAAGAGAUGUCCACAUCCUUUGACCUUUGACACCAACAAUACCACCCAUAUGGACUUCAUUGUGGCAGCGGCCAAUUUAUAUGGCCAGAUCUAUGGGAUUACAGGCUCAAGAAAUCGUGCUGACAUUCAGAGCAUUCUGCAGGGAGUAAAAGUGCCCGAGUUCACCCCUAAAUCUAGUGUAAAGAUAGCAGUGACUGACCAACAGCUGAAAGAGGAAAAUGAGGAGAGAAAAGAGGAAGACAAAGUCAAGCUGGAGAUGUUAAAGGAGAAGCUGUCCAAACUCCAGCUGAAGGACCAAAACUUCCGGAUGCAUCCACAGGAGUUUGAGAAGGAUGAUGACAGUAAUUUCCACAUGGACUAUAUAGUUGCAACAUCCAACCUGAGGGCAGAAAACUAUGAUAUACCAACAGCCGACCGCCACAAGAGCAAGUUAAUUGCUGGCCGCAUCAUUCCAGCAAUUGCCACGACAACAGCUGCGAUCGCUGGACUGAUGUGUUUGGAGCUCUAUAAGCUUGUCCAGGGUCACCGGAAAAUCUCAUCCUACCGCAACGCAUAUGUAAACUUGGCCACCCAAUACUUUGUCCUCUCACAGCCUUGUGUUGCCCCGAACUUUACAGUUGCGGAGCAGCGGUACUCUCUCUGGGACGACUUCCUGGUGCAGGGCCGGCGUGAGGGUCAAACGGAAAUGACCUUGCAGGAACUGCUGGAACACAUUAAGGAAAAGCACAAGUUGAGCAUCACUGGCUUGUAUUAUGGUCCUGCUGUAUUGUACAGCGAUCUCUCCGAUCACACUGAUCGCCUGAAUCUAAGCAUAACUGAUUUGGUACGCUCCGCAACCAAGCGUGAGAUUCCAGAUCACCAGCAGAUGUUGGAGAUCGUUCCGUCGUUUGAAGAGGAUGAGGACUGCCUGACCGUCCCGCCCAUCAGAUACCUCCUCAGGUGAAGCUGGAAAGAAGAGCCUUACAUUUAGGAACAUCACUUUAAGAUGACAACUAUUAAUGUCUUUCUGUUAACUGAGUUUAUUUGCUAAACAGUCAUAAAAAACAUGGGAAAUUUGUGUGGGAAGUUUUUGCAAAUUUGUACACUGCACAAAAUAACUGUUAAAAAAUAAUAAACAUGAUGAAGUUAAAAAAAAAAUAUAUAUAUUGCCAAUACAAAAUAAAUGGAUAUUUAAGAUUCUUACGUAUAAUAACAUUGUGGUAACAUUUUACAAUAAGGUCUCUAACAUCGAAAUUAAAGUGAUCAUAACAUAGAUUUUUUAAAUUAUUAUGUUCCUUGAGGUUCACUUAAAAUAAAGUUUUUUUAACCUUCAUUACAAGUACCUCUUAUAUGUCAAAAGAUCAAGGCAAAUUUGAUUUCUCAGGUCAUGACCUCCUUAACUAACAUUAACUGACGGUGAGCAAUAUAUUUUUGUUUUACAACAUUUAUAGUCUUUGUUAAUGUUAGUUCAUAAAAAUGUAGUUCACAGUUCAAACUAAUGUUAACAGAUACUUUUUGUUUUAAAAAUGCAUUAGUAAAUGCUGAAAUUAACUAAGAUUAAUAAAUGCUAUAGAAGUAUUGUUCAUUCUUAGUUCAUGUUAACUACUGUAGUUAACUAAUUUUAACAAAUGAAACCUUACUCUAAAGUGUUACCAACAUUCCUUUGAAAAAGUGUUAAUAUCCUAUCAAGAAUCUUCUAAAUGCAUCUAGCUAAAGAGAAAACAAGACCAAUAAUAAUUAAGUUUGAAUAUUUUGUAGUUUAUAGCUUUUCUGUUGAUUCUUUCAAACACAUGUGUAUCCUGUAUCAAUACGACCCCUGUGGUUUCUUAAUUCCCGCCCUCAUCCCAUUGUUAUGCAGCCAUGACCACCCACCCCUCACUUCACCAUUAUCAUGUAUGAAAACAAUUCCAGACCAGAGCCAAAGACCCAAAUGAGCUGCGUCUGCUCCAGUUAAUUUAAUCACCUUUAGACAUGUUAGUGUGCAUUCGGACCUAAUCACAUUACAGCAGUGAGUUUCAUUCACAAAAAGACUUGACAGCUGGGUCUUUAUCUUUCUGUUGUAUUCUGGUUAUAAUCCUCCAAUUCUAAAAUGGUAUUUAGCCUACUGCAUCUGUCUACAUCUCAUAUCAUUCUGUCAGUAAAGUCUUUUUUAAAGAGAGCAUUCCAUAUUUUAGUCAAUUACUUCCAGUUUCUUCGAAGUGAAGGGUGAUAUUUGCACAAUAUAUGAGAUAUUUGAUGUGUGUUGAAACUAUAAACUGUGAGAUAGAGAUGCAAAUACAGAGAAAAGUUUAAAGUUAUUCAUGCACUGGAUGAAAACCAAAUGAAACUUAGAUUGUCAAACUUAGGAGAGCUAAACAAUAAUAGUGUUGGUUAGCUUUAAAAUAAUGGCAAGACAAACUGUAUUGCUUUGGAAAAGAAUUGCUUAUUCUGAUUUUUUAAAUAAAUGUAACCAUUAAUCAUUGGUGUUAUAUUUCUGCUGCAGCCAAAUAAACAAAAACAAGCUUCUA
This is a messenger RNA of Megalobrama amblycephala (Wuchang bream), 4808 nucleotides long. RefSeq names its product ubiquitin-like modifier activating enzyme 7 (gene uba7). Gene Ontology annotation, molecular function: SUMO activating enzyme activity. The coding region runs from base 212 to 3265 and encodes 1017 amino acids. The record is from RefSeq and is a predicted model, not a curated record. The transcript is spliced from 25 exons. Gene Ontology annotation, biological process: protein sumoylation. Gene Ontology annotation, cellular component: SUMO activating enzyme complex; cytoplasm. NCBI's taxonomy places the organism in Eukaryota, Metazoa, Chordata, Actinopteri, Cypriniformes, Xenocyprididae.